AAGAUGUAAUAAUGGUCUUGGGUGUCCCCAGAAUGUAUUUGUUAAGUUUCAGCACAAAAUACCCCACAGUUAAUUUAUUAUAACCAUUUGAAAAUGUCAUUUUUGGGGCCUGUUUUAAAAAGAGCUGUUUUGGUGUGUACCACCUUAAAUAUAAAUGAGCUGCAUAUCCCCGCCCUGCCUUUGGAUGAGGGCGUAACUUGCAUACCUAUGGCAAUGAACAGCCGGUAGAAGCAGAAUGGCUGAGAGUGAGAGACCCGCUGUUUUGUACGGCAUUCAGCCGUAUAUGUUUGAACCCGAAUCAGACCCAGAUGAUGAAGAGACUCCGGCAGAAGAAACACAAUUGAGAAUGGAGCAGGACGUCUCUGAAUGGUGCUUAUGUGGCAAAUGUGAGAAGAUGGCUACAGAACCAGAAAAUAUAUGCUGCAGGGAGAUAGAACAGGUUACAAGACGGAUGAAACAACUUCAAGUCACUCCAUCAUGUAUGGUAGACCAUCCCGGAAUGGAUCCAGUUUGUUUCAAUGUGUUUUCGUUACAAAACGCUUUUAACAUUUACAGGGCUGACUAUGGUCCCCUGCGACUUCGUGGAGUACAACAUCGUUACAGAUUUUUAGCUUAUCGGAGUUUUGUGAGCUGGUGCUGGGGUUUCCUUGGACGAAAAGUUCGAGUUGUGAUUCCAGCCUGUGUGGUCCUGAGGAUUCAAAGAGAGUUUCCUGAUGCCCAGGGUAGUUAUGUAGGUUUUCGACCACCUAUUGAUUAAAGCGAGAUACCCUACUAGAGAUGGCCUCCUCCUUCUCUGGCCGGUCAAACUCUGCACACAAUGCUGGUGGUAUUGGUAUCCUCAAAACAUCAUCCACAUAUGGUGCAGGAUCCACAAAGACUUUAUCAAAUAUGAGGUCCAGCAGGUCAUCCACAUAUCCUGUGCAAUAUAACAUUUUAUUUUAUUUUAAAUUAGUAAAAUAGAGUUUUCAAAUAGCUUGUAAGAAAUGAUGCAAAAAAGAUAUGUACAUUUGUAGUAAAUUUGUUAAGUAAACUCAUUUUAUACAUA
Carassius carassius (crucian carp) is the source of this 1045-nucleotide messenger RNA. RefSeq names its product P2X purinoceptor 7-like. The transcript has 4 exons. NCBI's taxonomy places the organism in Eukaryota, Metazoa, Chordata, Actinopteri, Cypriniformes, Cyprinidae. The coding region runs from base 236 to 757 and encodes 173 amino acids. The record is from RefSeq and is a predicted model, not a curated record.